CUACUGCUUAGAAUUAACCAUAACUCAAAUUAUUGAUACAUAUCAAAUUUUUAGAUCAUGUUCCAAUAAUGAUUUGAAUUCACAUCCACAUCAAAAUACUGCUCGAAGCGGGACAUCAAGCAGAUAA
Molecule: messenger RNA, 127 nt
Organism: Racocetra fulgida
Lineage: Eukaryota; Fungi; Glomeromycota; Glomeromycetes; Diversisporales; Gigasporaceae
Source: the annotation of a GenBank genome assembly